UGAGUUCGUGCCACCCAAUAGAUGUUAGAGGGUUAGGGUUAGGCCGGCAUGAUUUCACUGAUGCAACUGAAGGAGAACAAAAGCAGUUUUCUCUCAUCUCUGAAUUCAACAAGCAUCUAAAAAGGAUGGACCAAGGAGACAGAGGGAUGGAUGCCUCUCACCUGCGGUAUGAGGAAGAAGACGACCAUCAGUCCAUUUACAUCGGUGUCCCCGUAUCUCGAGGAUACCGCCGCAAACGCAGGCGAAGGCGCUCCAGCAGGGAGACGCAAGACAUGGACAGGGACAGACGCUGCAACCAGCAGAGACACCAUGACCAUGAGCGCUACAAAGACAUAGACAUAGAGGAAGGACUCAUGGAUUCAGCUGAGCAGAGUCUCCAAGACAUCAACCGCACAAUGUCACCCGCCGCAGAGCGACUACGUUACAUCCUGAGUGAAGACGAUGACAUGCACACACCAACACUCUUCACCGAGAUGGACACUCUUCAACGAGAGGGUGAUGAGCUGGAGUGGAAGGAGACGGCCAGGUGGGUGAAGUUUGAGGAGAAGGUGGAGGAAGGAGGAGAGAGAUGGAGUAAACCCCACGUGUCCACAUUGUCCUUGCACAGUCUUUUUGAGCUCAGGACAUGUCUCCAAACAGGGACAGUGCUACUGGAUCUGGAAGGCUACUCCCUGCCUCAAAUAAUUGAUGACAUCAUAGAGAGACAGGUAGAAGAAGGGAUGAUACCGCUUGAGCUCAGAGAGAAAAUCAGUUUUGUUCUUUUGAGGAAACAUCGACAUCAAACCAAGAAACCCAUCCAUCGCUCACUGGCCGACAUGGGCAAGUCCAGCUCUUCUACCAAUCGAAAUGCAGCUCCCCGAGCCGGAGUGGGCUUGGGCCCGGUUCAGGGACAGGCGUCAAAUUUUUACCGAUCCACAGAAGAUCUUUGCAUGAAGCAGCCGUCUGCUAGCUACGGCCGUCUGCGUCACACUCAGAGCCGAAGUAUGAACAAUAUCGCAGAGACUCCCAGCCCAGACCAGUUGAAAAAUAAAUUCAUGAAGAAAAUCCCCCGAGAUGCAGAAGCAUCAAACGUCUUAGUGGGCGAAGUGGAUUUUCUCAACAAACCCUUUGUUGCGUUUGUCCGUCUGGCCCAAGCAACGACACUUGGAGGCCUCACAGAGGUUCCUGUUCCCACCAGAUUCCUGUUUAUUCUUCUGGGACCCCAAGGAAAGGCCAAGUCUUAUAAUGAGAUCGGACGAGCCAUAGCAACCCUAAUGGUGGACGAUCUUUUCAGUGAUGUAGCUUACAAGGCCAGAGAUCGGGAAGACCUUAUUGCUGGCAUAGACGAGUUUUUAGAUGAAGUGAUUGUGCUUCCACCCGGAGAAUGGGAUCCUAAAAUCCGUAUUGAGCCACCAAAGAAAGUCCCCUCAGCUGACAAAAGAAAAUCUGUGUUUUCCUUGAACGAAGUGGGACAGAUGAAUGGUGCAGCAGGAGGAGGGGGAGGCCUCUCGGAGGAUGAGGAGAUGCCAGAGCAGCAUGAACUUGGUGAAGAGCUGGCGUUUACUGGACGCUUCUGUGGUGGUCUGUACUUGGACAUUAAGAGAAAAUUACCAUGGUUGCCAAGUGAUCUCUAUGAGGGCUUCCAUAUUCAGUCCAUCUCUGCUGUACUCUUCAUCUACUUGGGUUGCAUCACCAACGCUAUCACCUUUGGUGGUCUGCUCGGAGAUGCUACAGACAACUACCAGGGUGUGAUGGAGAGCUUCCUGGGUACAGCCUUGGCUGGUUCUGUCUUCUGUCUCUUCAGCGGUCAACCCCUCAUCAUACUCAGCUCCACUGGACCCAUCCUCAUCUUUGAAAAGCUUCUAUAUGAAUUCAGCAAGAACAAUGGCAUAGAUUACAUGGAGCUGCGUCUGUGGAUUGGCAUUCACUCUUGCCUCCAGUGUCUCAUACUUGUUGCCUCCGAUGCCAGUUACAUCAUCAAAUACAUGACUCGGUUCACUGAAGAAGGUUUCUCCAGCCUCAUCUCUUUCAUUUUCAUCUCUGACGCCAUCAAGAAGAUGGUGUCCACUUUCAAGUAUUACCCCAUUAACACCGACUUCAAGCCGGACUAUGUCACCACUUACAAGUGCGAGUGCUUGGCCCCAGACCCAGUUCCAAUGCCAGAUAACAGCUCUAGUAUCUCUGGGUUGAAUGUGACAGCUCUGGACUGGAGUCAGCUGAGCAAGAAGGAGUGUCUGAAGUACGGAGGCUCCUUGGUGGGAAAGUCCUGCAAAUUUGUCCCAGACCUGGCCCUCAUGUCCUUCAUUCUUUUCUUUGGCACCUACUCCAUGACUGUCUCUCUCAAGAAGUUCAAGUUCAGUCGCUACUUCCCAACCAAGUUAAGGAAGCUCAUCAGUGACUUUUCAAUCUUCAUGUCCAUCAUGACGUUUGUUGGCCUCGACAUGCUGAUGGGACUUAAAACUCCCAAACUAAUCGUUCCCACAGAAUUUAAGCCAACGAGAUCAGACCGUGGCUGGCUGGUGAUGCCUUUUGGAAAGAACCCAUGGUGGGUUUACCUAGCUAGCUUUGUUCCUGCUCUUCUUGUGACUAUCCUCAUAUUCAUGGACCAGCAGAUCAGUGCUGUCAUUGUCAACCGCAAGGAAAACAAGCUAAAGAAAGGUUGUGGUUACCACCUGGACCUGUUCUGGGUGGGGGUCCUCAUGGCCGCGUGCUCCUUCUUGGGUCUGCCCUGGUAUGUAGCUGCCACCGUCAUCUCCAUUGCUCAUAUUGACUCUCUGAAGAUGGAGAGUGAGUCCAGUGCUCCUGGAGAGCAGCCGCAGUUCCUUGGGGUCAGAGAACAGCGGAUCACGGGCAUCCUGGUGUUCGUUCUCACCGGAGUGUCCAUCUUCCUUGCUCCAAUACUCAAGUUCAUCCCCAUGCCUGUGCUCUACGGUGUCUUCCUCUACAUGGGCGUGGCUUCUCUCAGUGGAAUCCAGUUCUGGGACAGGAUCAAGUUGUAUUUAAUGCCGUCCAAGCACCAGCCUGACUUUGCCUAUCUCCGCCACGUUCCUCUGAGGAGGGUACACCUGUUCACUCUCAUACAGAUUACCUGUCUGGCUGUGCUCUGGGUCCUUAAAUCCACCUUCUUAGCCAUUAUAUUCCCUGUUAUGAUCCUGGGUCUGAUGGUGGUACGAAAGAUGCUGGACAUGGUCUUCUCCCAGCAUGACCUGGCCUGGUUGGACGACCUCCUGCCCGAGAAAGAGAAGAAGAAAGAUGAGGACAAGAAGAAGAGGAAGGAAAAAGAGAAGGAUAAGAAGAAAGCCAAAGAAGACGACAGUGAGGACGAGGUGAGAAACGACAAGUACCAUGGUUACCCAAACCACUCCCCCAGCUCAGAGUCAGACGUGGAUCGCAGCAUCACCGUCCAUUUGAAGAUCUCCUGCCCGUCAUCUCCAGCUAUGCCUAUGGGCAGAGGGAUGGCCUGCCCCGUGCCCCAGGUCAAGAUCGAGAUGGAGUCGGACUACGACUCAGACCUAGACCACCACCGGGUCCGGGACAUGAGCAGUGAGACCACCUUGUGAGAUGCUGGACAUAGGUUCUUGUGGACUGAGUGAUAUCAAGCUGCCCAGGACAGAGAUCUAAAUACUGAAGUGAAAACUGAGGUUGUCAGGUUAAAAUGAUGGUUUUUAAAACUAGUGUCAUCAGUGCAGUAUGUUAAAACUGCCAAAUAUGACCUGAUCAUGAAUGAACACCAUUUUGAGAUUACUCACUGCUAGCUACACAUGAACAGUGUAAUAAAACUUAACCAAACCCAGAUUUCGCUGUACAGUAACUUCAUGGAAGUUUGUUUGUAUAAAGACAUAUUUUAAUGAAGCUAUUUAAAGAAAAGUUUCCUUUUGUAACUGGAACUGAUAUUUGUGAAGUUAUAAGAAGCAGUGCUUUCUGUAUGUGUGUGUGUGUGUGUGUGUGUGUGUGUGUGUGUGUGUAUAUAUAGUAUAUAUUAGUAUAAGUGUGUGUGUUAGGUGUCUGCUGUGUUGUCCAUCUGUCUCACCGAUCAUAAUUUCCCAGUUCAGGGCUAACCCUAACCCUAACCCCAACCCCAGCUCAAACUUCCCUAUUGGCAAAUUGACUAUAAACAAAAAGAAACAACCAAAAGGCGCUGGCAUUUUUUCUUUCUGAAGUAACAAUUGAAUAGCUGAAUCUAACAGGUUUAGAUUUGAGCUCUUACUUUGAAAUUCUGUUUAUGAACAUGCUCUGUAUGAAAACUGUGAACCUAUAAGAAUGUACGUUUUUAUGAGACGAA
Nothobranchius furzeri (turquoise killifish) is the source of this 4261-nucleotide messenger RNA. It is a transcript of the gene slc4a5a, whose product is annotated as solute carrier family 4 member 5a. NCBI's taxonomy places the organism in Eukaryota, Metazoa, Chordata, Actinopteri, Cyprinodontiformes, Nothobranchiidae. Gene Ontology annotation, biological process: transmembrane transport; monoatomic anion transport; regulation of intracellular pH. Gene Ontology annotation, molecular function: solute:inorganic anion antiporter activity; sodium:bicarbonate symporter activity; monoatomic anion transmembrane transporter activity. The record is from RefSeq and is a predicted model, not a curated record. Gene Ontology annotation, cellular component: plasma membrane.